Molecule: messenger RNA, 156 nt
Organism: Sphenostylis stenocarpa
Lineage: Eukaryota; Viridiplantae; Streptophyta; Magnoliopsida; Fabales; Fabaceae
Source: the annotation of a GenBank genome assembly
GUAUAUUUUUUAGUAAAUCUGUUGUUUUUGUUUCGCCUGGUUCGGUGGGUGAAAUCAGUUCCAGCUGAGUGGGGUUGUUCGAUGGGUUAUAGGUUAUUGCUAAGCAACCCAGAGUUUGAGUCUAGGUGGUCACGGAUCAAACUCGUCAAUCCUGGA